AACAAAAAAGAAAACAUUAAUAUAGAAACUACUGUGGACCCUAUGUCUAAUUUUUUUAUCACAUUUUUCUCCGAAAAGAGCAAAAAGGAAGCAAAUGCAGACAAAGUUAAUAAAAGUAACGGCAAUAUAACGUCAAGUCCAAUAUAUGAUACCAAAAUUCAUGAGGAACCGAAAUCUCUACACAUCAAUAAUAAUCCUCUUCCUACUGCGUCAGAUAAUAGUUCAAAAAUUCCAUCUGUAUCAAUAAACUCUUCUGAAAGUAAUAUUUAUAUUUUAAGAAUAAACUCGUUAAAUGAUAAAUCUCAGGACGACUCUUCAUCCAUGAGUAAAGAUUCUUCUACUGCAUCAAAUUCUGGCUCAAGAGCAUCAUCCUUCUAUGAAAGACCGUUAGAAAGCCGUUUUCUACAGUUAGAGAAGGAAUUUAAAAAGCAGAAGGAAAAAUUAAAGAGAUUGGAAGAUGAGUCAAAAAUGAAACAUCAAGCAUUGCGAAAGCAAAACGAGGCCUUAAAAGAAAAACUGCAAACUUUGGAAGAAACUUUGAAGGAUAAAUGGAGAAAAAAACAAUCAAGUUGUAAACAUACCAAGCUAGCUAGAGUUG
This is a messenger RNA of Cetraspora pellucida, 598 nucleotides long. Lineage: Eukaryota; Fungi; Glomeromycota; Glomeromycetes; Diversisporales; Gigasporaceae. The record is from the annotation of a GenBank genome assembly.